Molecule: messenger RNA, 4579 nt
Organism: Pristis pectinata (smalltooth sawfish)
Lineage: Eukaryota; Metazoa; Chordata; Chondrichthyes; Rhinopristiformes; Pristidae
Gene: kctd3
Product: potassium channel tetramerization domain containing 3
Exons: 18
Coding region: 267-2738 (823 amino acids)
Biological process (GO): protein homooligomerization
Molecular function (GO): protein binding
Source: RefSeq, a predicted model, not a curated record
GGAGCUGGCGAGGGGAGGGCUGAGCAGACGCGCAGUGUGUCUGUUGGAGCGGGCGGGGCGCCGUGACGUCGCUGCGGCGGGCGGCGGACAGAGGCCGAGCGGAGCCGAGCGCCUGCGGCUGGGCCCGGGCCUCUGCCAGUGACUCGGACUCCUGAGGGGGGGGGGGAGACCGCGAUGUAGAGCAGAAACCGGGCGGGAGCGGUGUGACCCGAGGUAGGGCUCGGCUCAGCGGAGCGGUCCGGGGGGGGGGAGGGGGGGAAGCGAAAAUGGCAGGGAACUGCGGCAACUUUGCGGCGGCAGCGGCCGGAGAGAUCAUCCAGCUCAACGUGGGCGGCACCAGGUUCAGUACCUCCAGGCAAACACUAAUGUGGAUUCCAGACUCCUUUUUCUCCAGCUUGCUGAGUGGGAGAAUCUCAACACUACGGGAUGAAACUGGAGCAAUAUUUAUUGAUCGAGAUCCCACUGCAUUUGCACCAAUUCUGAAUUUUCUUAGAACAAAAGAGUUAGAUUUAAGGGGGGUAAACAUCAAUGUUCUGAGACAUGAAGCUGAAUUUUAUGGGAUUACUCCUCUAGUUCGCCGCUUGUUGCUCUGUGAAGAACUUGAACGAUCGUCGUGUGGUAGUGUUCUGUUCCAUGGGUAUCUGCCCCCUCCAGCCAUUCCCAGUAGAAAAGGAAGCAUUGGAGGGCCUGGAGCCUUGCAGGACAGUAAAUCUGGACAAAGCACGGCAGAAGGGGCAGUUCGUCCAAACUCAGCUCCUUCUGUGUCGACUGGAGUCAUCUCGUCUGAAGGGUCUGCUAGGUUGGGCACGGUGGUCGAUCCCCGGAAGGUUCUGAUAGUUGCUGGCCAUCACAAUUGGAUUGUAGUAGCUUAUGCACACUUCGUAGUCUGUUACAGAAUUAAGGAGUCUUCUGGGUGGCAGCAAGUAUUUACGAGCCCUUACCUUGACUGGACAAUAGAACGAGUUGCAGUAAAUGCUAAAGUUGUUGGUGGACCACUUGGUGAUAAAGACAAGAUGGUAGCUGUAGCAUCUGAUAGCAGUAUAAUUCUGUGGAGUAUUCAGGAUGGAGGCAGUGGCAAUGAAAUCGGUGUGUUUAGUCUUGGAGUUCCAGUAGAUGCACUCUUCUUCAUUGGUAAUCAGCUAGUCGCAACCAGUCACACUGGGAAAGUUGGUGUGUGGAAUGCAGUUACCCAACACUGGCAGGUACAGGAAGUUGUCCCGAUCACAAGCUGUGACACAGCAGGAACAUUCCUUCUGUUGGGCUGUAAUAACGGAUCAAUAUAUUACAUAGAUAUGCAAAAAUUCCCUCUAAGGAUGAAAGAUAAUGACCUUCUGGUAACUGAACUUUAUCAUGAUCCAUCCAACGAUGCCAUCACUGCACUAAGUGUGUACCUCACUCCCAAAACAAGUGUCAGUGGAAAUUGGAUUGAGAUUGCAUAUGGAACCAGUUCUGGUGCAGUGCGUGUGAUAGUCCAACAUCCUGAAACUGUAGGCUCCGGUCCCCAACUCUUCCAGACCUUCACAGUUCACCGUAGCCCAGUGACUAAAAUCAUGCUGUCAGAAAAGUAUCUGGUAUCAGUGUGUGCUGAUAACAACCAUGUGAGGACUUGGACAGUCACUCGUUUCAGAGGAAUGAUCUCCACACAACCAGGGUCCACUCCAUUGGCAUCUUUCAAAAUACUUUCACUAGAGGAAACUGAGAGCCACGGAAGUUAUGCAGCUGGUAACGACAUUGGACCCUUUGGGGAGAGGGAUGAUCAACAGGUUUUCAUUCAGAAAGUUGUUCCAGUCACAAAUAAGCUGUUUGUUCGUUUGUCUUCCACGGGGAAAAGGAUUUGUGAGAUCCAGGCAGUGGAUGGCAUGACAAUAACUGCUUUUACUGUGAGGGAAUGUGAAGGUUCUAGUCGGAUGGGUUCUCGACCAAGGCGGUACCUCUUCACAGGCCAUGGUAAUGGAAGUAUUCAGAUGUGGGACCUGACAACUGCCAUGGAUAUGGUAAACAAAGGGGAAGAGAAAGAUGUUGGAGGCCCCACGGAAGAAGAGCUGCUGAAGUUGCUGGAUCAGUGUGAUCUUAGCACAUCCCGCUGUGUUACUCCCAACAUCAGUCCAGCUGCCUCUCUCGUACAACAUACCAAACUGCGGGAAUCAAGCUCAAGUCUUCAGCUUCAGACCUCGGAGGCAUUUCAUGAGACUGCAACUUAUGGUUCUGUGAGGCCAUACAGGGAGAGUCCGCUGCUAGCAAGAGCAAGGCGGACGGAAAGCUUUCAUAGUUACCGAGACUUUCAACCUUUCACGUUCAAUAAAAAUAUGAUAGAUAAAGGGAAUGCUGGUUCUGAAAGUGAUUCUUCAGUACAGCUGGAGGGGGAGCCAAAAAUAAGGAAACCUGGAACUGGAGACUAUAUCAUCAGUGAGCGAAAGAGCCAAGUGAAUGAGACUCGAGGAAGCAGGAGUCUGGAUGGGACAGUAGAGACUCCAAAAGCAGGUGAAGGUGUGACUGAAUUCAGGAAAAAAAUGCAGGAUGAAGAAACUGAUAAGUUUGAAAACAAGAAAAAAAAUACAUUUGAAGGAGGAUUUUUAAGCAGAAAAAAAACUGUUGCAGUCCAGCAGUUGGCAUCAUGCCCUGUUGGUGCUGAAGCAGGAACUGAGCCCCAGAGCACAGCCUCGCAGUCUCCAACAAAAGUGGCCACGUCUCCUCGCCAUAAGAAGAUUGAGGCUCUGUGUCAGGAUCAGAGUUUGUGAGUUAUAAUCACUACAAUGGAAACUUAGGUUUUUAACUAACAAGAACAUUUAAUGCUACAGUAUUCUCUCACACCAAAAUUGUACACUAAAUACUAUUUCAAGUUCAAAGAAUUUAUUUUAUUUCUUGUCAGUAUUACUUGUUUUUGGUUGCAUGAGUGCACACUAAACUCCAGCAUUAGCGCUGUUACAAAAACUGACAGAGAAUUGUCCCACAUGACUGAGCCUGUUGAAGUUUUACUUUACUUGUUAGGGCCUUUAGUUGGCUGAGUUCUGCUGAAAUCUGCUCUAAUUUUUAAAUAUAACUUUCUGAACCAAAUGUCCAUUUUUACAGGCAUGUUGAAAUGGUGCAAAUACCAUUCUCCUCUGUGCAUUCUUGGCUCUGGAUUGCUUCAAACUGCAUUUAUUUUAAAGAUCAUGAGCAAACCUAGAAGGGUGCUGCUGAUGAUCAAGCUUGUGAGCAUAUAUUCAUUAUACUACAUUCUUUAGAAGAUUUCCUAAGUCAAAAAUGCUGCAGAUUAUGAAUAAACUAUAUUGCAUUGAAGGAAGAUUGAAACAUUGUGAGCUAUAUUUAAUUGUACAUGGAAGCUACAGCCACUUACAUAAUUUGACACACCUAAGGUCCUUUUCAUUUCAUACCCUGAUUGAAAUUAGCAAUAACACCAGUGGCACUAAAGGCAAUUUUUGGUUGUAGGAAAAGGUUAAGAACCACAUUGUGCUGUGCAGACAGAGAAUCUAGCCAGCUUGAGAUAUUAAUGAAAUCUUUCAUUUGACAUCACCAACAACAUUGUUCUUAUUCAUGGGAAAGGGAACAAGUUAUUGGUAUGAGCCACAACUUUAAUUACCCUCUUCCCAUCCAAUUUGAUUGGGAUAAUCUAUUAAUAAAUUCAUGCUGCAGUGAAAGCCAAUUCUUCUGCUUAUCUAAAUUCUAUGCAAUUUCUAAGUCUGGAAGGACAAAGCCCAGCACUAAUCAAAGGCCUUUGAAUUUUUAAUGUGAUAGACCUUUAGUUUUAUUGGAUAGCAAUUUGAUGUUUAAAGUGAAACACAUCAAUUGCCAAACAAUAAGCAAUCCAUAUUAUGUAAAGAACUGAAAGUCUUGUACAAAAGCUUGAAGGAACUCAAGUGUGGAGCUAUUGCUGUAACACAAUACUGCAUCACUAUUUUUCCCAAUAAACCACCAAAGUCUUGUAUUGGAAACUUCUAGUCUGUACCUUAUCAAAGCAUGCAAAGUCAAUGAUUUUGACCCACUUCUAAAUCCUUCGGACCAACUCUUCCUCAUGAGGUGUUCUUAUUAAUGGCAAUAUCAGCACUGUGCUUACACAUUGCAAGGUCACAAGUGUGGGGAGGAUAACAUUUCUCAAACACAACUAUGUAACAAUCACCGGUUACAAAAAACUCUCAGAAGAAUAAGUUUUUUUGAUUCAAAGGCCUUUUAAAAUUUACACAGAUCAAAUUCUUGUAUAACAAACCCUGACCAAUUCAACAUCUUUUUUUGAAAGUAGAUUGGCUAGCUCGGCAGCAAACAAGUAAAUAUGAAGUAAAAAGAAUCUGCUUCAAUGGGAAAAUCUUAAAGUAAUGCAUUCCUGCAAUUUUAUUACAAGUUCCUAAUUCUGGCAAAAAGUUUUUUUUCCUUGACACUGGUACCAUCAGGGUCUUGACCUUUGGGUUUAGCCUAAUCUCUGAAAAACAACAGAGAUUUGAUGGAUUUUUCUUUUACAAGACCGAGUUGAAAUGUAAUAAAUACAUGUAAAGUUGUCUGAUUAGAAUUUUGUAACCUUUGCACUCCACAUGAUGUUCCAUGGUAAGGGACCCAAAUGAUAAAUUAAAAACAGCUUUAUAAACAC